This is a messenger RNA of Pocillopora damicornis (cauliflower coral), 1641 nucleotides long. RefSeq names its product T-box transcription factor TBX20. Lineage: Eukaryota; Metazoa; Cnidaria; Anthozoa; Scleractinia; Pocilloporidae. Gene Ontology annotation, biological process: positive regulation of DNA-templated transcription; cell fate specification; regulation of transcription by RNA polymerase II. Gene Ontology annotation, cellular component: chromatin; nucleus. Gene Ontology annotation, molecular function: DNA-binding transcription factor activity, RNA polymerase II-specific; RNA polymerase II cis-regulatory region sequence-specific DNA binding. The record is from RefSeq and is a predicted model, not a curated record.
UCUAAAUCUGACCAUUGUUUAAACAUCAAUGCGUUAGUUUUGAUUGGCUUAUGAAAGGCAUAAGCCGAGAUCCAAUCAACAGUUACUUUAAUAGCUGUUUAUGACUUGUUUGUGUGUAUCAGUGGUAAUAUGAAGGGUUUACGGUACUGUGAAUAGACCAGGACGCUAUGGCAGAGUGCUACGAUCCAAGCAAUACACAAUCAAAUCUCUCUUCUAAGGCCACGGCAUUUUCAAUUGCGUCUUUGAUGGCUUCGGAUGAAACUGGAGCAGAUGAAGCGAAGAGGAAGAAGCCUUGCGCUAACGAAGAUGUUCACGUGCAAGGCUCUGCAUCUUCAAAGAGGCUCAGAUCCUGCGGAGGAAUCAAUACAGAUAGCGUUUCAGAUGCGACAACUUCUCUGAAUUCAGGAGCCGUUGGAGAUGUAGAAACUAUUACUGCUACCUUAGAGAGUCGCGAUCUAUGGGAUCGUUUCAACGAAUUGGGUACAGAAAUGAUAAUAACAAAGUCCGGAAGGAGAAUGUUUCCAACCCUAAGAAUAUCGCUGAACGGUGUUAGCCUUGGGGCAAAUUACAUGGUCUUGAUGGAUAUAGUGCCUGUUGACGACAAACGUUACAGAUACGCCUAUCACCGUUCGACCUGGCUUGUGGCGGGAAAAGCUGAUCCACCAGCGCCUGUUAGACUCUACAUGCACCCAGAUUCGCCUUUUACUGGCGAGCAGUUGUUGAAACAGAUCAUAUCGUUUGAAAAAGUGAAAUUAACCAACAACACGACUGACCAGAAUGGACAUAUUGUUCUCAACUCCAUGCACAAAUAUCAACCUCGAGUGCACAUUGUUAGAAAACGAGACCACACUGCCUCAGUGGUCGAUCUUCAUUCAAAAGAGGCAAAAACCUUCGAUUUUCCUGAGACAAGCUUCAUUGCUGUAACAGCGUAUCAAAACCAGCUGAUUACACGUCUCAAAAUUGACAGCAACCCCUUUGCAAAAGGUUUUAGGGACUCCAUAAGGAUUUUGCCAAUGCAAAGAGAGUGCCCCCACAGAGCGGCAUACCGACAAGGUCAUAUAAACUCAUUAUCUGUCCCAGCUACUUAUCUACCGAGUCAUUUCUUACCUUCGGCUAUUCUACAAAGCCAUCAAAUGGAGCAAAAAGACGCGCAUUGCACUGGGUGUUUGGCCAGUCUCAACGAAGAUAUGAUGGGGAUGGCCAGUCAUCAAUGUUUUGCAAACCACAACCCAGUGGCAGAUGGUCAACUCGCAGUCACAGGGAUACCAGUUACACCUGGUCCUUACGUUAUGGAGUCACAACUUAGACAUGUUUCUCCUUGCGUCUCUCCAUACUUCAGUAACGCUCCACAGUAGGCACUGGUAAGCGCUAGUGUCAUAACUAAAGUCAUCGCCACCAUCACUAAAUAAAACACCCCAUGGAAGGACAAACUAACAGCGAAAAAUACCGUGUACCGAGCAUUCCUGAGAAAAUUGUUACAACAGUAUUUCUUACCCAAAAAGUAUCACUUGAAAAUGCAAGGUUGGAGUAAAACCACAAAAUGCCGUGUAUUAAAUGUUCCUUAUCAAGAAGGUAAAGAAUGUAACGAUAACAAUCUAACACAUACAGGUAAACGUUUAAUAAAAGAAAAACAAAAUUGCA